UCGUGUAAGAACCGCAUAUACCAGAACUAAAUUUCUACAGCCAGCAUAACAGACAGUCUUAACUUUUACUGUCGUACCGUCAUUACCAUUAUUAAUUACGAUAUUAAUUUACCGGUUAAUUAAAAUUAUUUAUUUAAAAACUCUGUUACCACAAUAGUUUUAAUUUUCAAAUUUAAAUUUUAAACUUUUUUUCAAAGGGUCGGAGUUUCUUUUUUUUUUUUAAAUUAUUUAUGUGAAAUGUGUAAAGACAAGUGUAUUGUAACUGUGAAAAGAGAAUUAAAUAUAUAUGUAUUUAUAUAUAUUGAGAAUCAGGGAAAUAAGUAUGUAGAAAAAGAAAGAUAAAUAUAGUUAUAUAUUAGUUAGGGGACAGAGUACGAUUGCGCGCGCGCAUCUAUUAUAUUGAGGAGAUAACAAACAAAUAACGUGUGGAGAACAGACGCCAGCGAGCGGGAGUUACGAACAGUACAAUCGUGUGUUUAUACCAUUUAUUAAAUAAUGAUUAGUAGUACCUGAUACUAGUGAAUUUAUAUAUUUUAGAUUAUUUAUAAUUAUCAUUAGUUAAUUAAUAAUCAAAUAUUUAACUUUAAAUGUGAGUGUUAUUAUUUUAAACUAGUGAGACGAUAGAUCUUAAUAUAUACCUAUAUACAUAUAUUUAUUUAAUAGAGUAAAACGCAAAGGCUGUGAAAUUUGAAAAAAAUCAUGGCUUAACCUUAUAGUUUAAUUUAUAAUAAUGAAAAUAACAUAUUGUGAAAAUUUAUAUUGAUUUAAAAUAUUUAUUUGUGAUUUGAGGUAUAUUAAUAUUAAGAAUCGUUAAAAGUGAUAGUAAAAGGAGUUAUCGUGCAGUUACAUAUACAUAUAUAUCAACGACCAUUUUCAACGGGAUUAAUCUGUGAUUUAAGUGUGUUCUAUUAAUCAAUAAUAAUAAUAAUAAUAAUAUCAAUAAACAAGUGAUUUUUAGUUUUACUAUAAAUAAUAGUGAGUAUCUACCGAAUAGUGAAUUAUUUAAAUUAAUUCAAAAGUGCCCGAAAUAAUAAAAUUGGAUUAUAAUCAAAAUGAUAAAAUUUAUAAUCAUCUUUCGAUGCGGAUCAUAAAAAAAGUCUAAUAAUAAUAUAUAUUGGGAAGAUAAAUAAAAUUUUGAAAAGCAAAGUGAUUUAAUUUGCGGUGCUGGAUCGCCGCUAUCGUGACAUGUGACAUGUUAUUAUAAAUUGAAAUAAGUUAAUUUAUUAAUUAAUUAAUUUAUUUAUAAAAGAAAGAUUAACAGUGAUACUAUACAUACGUAUAUGUACCCGCGCGUGAAAUUCAUUUUGGAGUACGAGGACAAGCACGGUCACCACGGCGUUCAACAUGUUCGAAAUGUGGAGCGCGGUGAGUUCCAAAUUGGAACACUCCGCGACUUCCUCAGGUUCGCCGCUACCCCUUACAUCUCAUACACCUCAAACACCUCAUACAUCUUCAGGCAGCAUAAAAGCCCAGAUCGAGAUAAUCCCCUGCAAAGUUUGCGGCGACAAAAGCAGUGGUGUACACUACGGUGUAAUCACCUGCGAGGGUUGCAAAGGGUUCUUCAGGAGGUCACAGUCAUCAGUUGUAAACUAUCAGUGUCCGAGAAACAAGAAUUGUGUGGUAGAUCGUGUCAACAGAAACCGGUGUCAAUAUUGCCGGCUACAAAAGUGCCUACGACUUGGCAUGUCCAGAGAUGCCGUUAAAUUUGGACGUAUGUCAAAGAAGCAAAGGGAAAAGGUUGAGGAUGAGGUGAGGUUUCAUAGAGCGCAAAUGAGAGCAGCUUCAGAGACAGCACCAGAUAGCAGCGUCUUUGAACAUCAAACUCCAAGCAGUUCAGAUCAACAUCACUCUUAUAACGGCGGCUACACGUAUGGGGGCAGCGAGUACGCAUCUCCAGGUCCAGGUACAGGAGGUUCGGGAUAUUACAAUCACCAGGCAAUAACUAAUUACGAGCUAAGUGCUGAUUACGUCGACAGUACAACAGCUUAUGAUCCAAGACCAACCCAACAAGUCGAUCCAGUUGCUCCUGACACACCUUCUGUUACGGCUAGUGGAGUUAUGGCCAGUGUCGUCACCACAGGAAAAUCCUUGUCUGCAUCGACAACCGGAAGUGGCAACAGCAGUGGAAAUAGUAGUGGUGGAGGAGGAGGAGGUACCGGUGGUGGUGGCGGCAGUGGAGGUGGUGGUGGAGGAAGUGGUAGUGGUAAUAGUAGUAGUAAUAACGGUAACGGGAGUAACGGUAAUGGGGGAGGUGGUUCCGGAAGUGGGUCUUUAAGUGGCGGUGGAAUAGUUGCCGUGAAGCAAGAAACGACGAUUGAGCUUGCUAACCUUGGUCAUGGCUCUUACACGAUGGUCGACUCAACGACGUUCCUCAGCAAUCAGCAACAGAGAGUCAACAAUCCAACGGAUGAUGACGAAGUUCAUAAUCUGCCCAGUAUGUCUCAUGCAAGAUAUCCGGCAGAAAUAAAUGAGUUGUUAUCAAAAACGAUAGCAGACGCUCAUUCGAGAACGUGUUUAGUGUCGACAGAUCAAAUACAAGAGUUGUUUCACAAGCCUCAUGAUCUUUCCAAGCUGAUUUAUUAUAAAAACAUGGCACACGAACAAUUAUGGCUUGAGUGUGCACAAAAAUUGACUACAGUUAUUCAGCAAAUCAUUGAAUUUGCGAAAAUGAUACCGGGUUUUAUGAAGCUUUCACAGGAUGAUCAAAUUGUCCUUCUCAAAGCUGGUUCAUUUGAAUUGGCUGUGCUACGUAUGAGCAGGUACCUAGAUCUUACACAAAAUUGUGUAUUGUACGGUGAUACAAUGCUACCGCAGGAUGCCUUUUAUACAACUGAUACAGCUGAGAUGAAACUUGUAUCCUGCGUAUUUGAACUUGCGAGAAGUGUAGCUGAGCUUAAACUUACAGAAACAGAGCUUGCACUUUAUAGCGCAGUAGUUCUUCUUAGUCCUGAUCGACCAGGUUUGAAAGGUCAAACUGAAAUCACAAAGCUAUCGCAAGCAGUGAUCUUAGCUUUAAGGUCUCAGCUAGAUCGAAAUCAUGUAUCGCCCAUCAAAGGUGAUGUAACGGUAUGCGACGCGAUGCUUGCUAAGAUACCCCAACUAAGGGAAAUCUCACUUCUUCACAUGGAUGCCCUCGCUAAGUUCAAGCGGUCACAGCCACAUCUUGAAUUUCCGGCCCUCCAUAAAGAACUAUUCAGUGUCGAUAGCUGAACGGCUGAUGUAGAACAGAGCGAUCCAACGUUGACAGACGAUAUGGAAAGCGAAUGAUAUGGGAUCUUGCUCUGUUUAAAUUAUUUCCUUCGUAUUGAACAUAUUGGGCCUUACGUAAACAUAACAUUGUUAUAUAUAAAGUAUACAUUAAAAGCAACAUAAAGUAUAUAUGAAAAAUAUAGAAGUAUAUUAUAAAAUUUAAGAGAUAUAUAUUAUAAAUAUAAAUAAAUAAAUAUAUAUACAUAUACAUGUAAACGUAUUAAAUAAAUUAUUGGUAUACGUAUACAUGUAUAUAUAUUAGAUGAGCUAUCAGUUGUUGUUAUGGUACAUACACAAAGUAUAUUACUGACUAAUAAUAAUUAAAUAACUUACAAGGACUGUCCUGAGACAAAUAUUUAAAAAAAAACACUAAAUGAAUAAAUAAAUGCUCGCUAAUGCGAGAGGGAGUUCGAUUGUUAGAUAUUUUACAUUAUUUAAUAAUUUUUGAUUAAUCGUUAUAAAAUAUGUAAUUAAAUGAGUAAUGUGUUCUCUUUAUUAUAAUUAUUAUUACUAUUACUACUACUAUUAUAAUUAUUAUAAUUAUUAUUAUUAUUAUUAUUAUUAUUAUUAUUAUUAUUAUUAUUAUUAUUAUUAUUAUUAUUAUUAUUAUUAUUAUUAUUAUUAAUGUUAAUAUUAUUAAGAUCUCUCGUAAAAAAGAAAAUAUUUAAAAAGGUUAAAAUUAUAUUGGUGCGUAAAAACGUUUAACGUUUAAAUAGUUUUUUUUAUUUUGUCUCAGGAGCGUUCUGAAAUGACACCAGGACACGUAGUUAAACUUAAUUGACGUAAAUUUUAACGGAUUAAUCUUUUGGUUAAUGCACUUUUUAUCGACGUGCUUAUUUUCGUUUUUUUUUUUUUUUUUUUCUAUCAAAUACGUAAAUAUUACUUCCCUACAUUUAUUGUGUAGAAAAUUUUUUAUUGUUGUAUUUUAAAUCGUAAAGAAUCAUGAUAUAAACGUAAAUACUAUUAUUAUUAAUAGUUUAUAUAAUGAAAUUGAUAUAAUUAAAUUUUUGUUGUAAAAAUUUUAACAAAAAAAAAUUAUUAUUAUUAUUCAUUAAUUUAUUUAUUUUAUUAUUUUGUUAUCGUUUAUUGUAAUUUGAAUAAUUAGGAAAUAAUUCAAUACGUAAUUUUGAAUGCAAACGACUUUAUUAGAUUUUUUUUUGUUUUUAAAUAUUUUUUAAAACUAAAAUUGUGAAGAAUAAUAAUAAUUAUAAAAAUAAGGCGAAUAGUUAUUUAAAUAUUUAUAGACUGGAAGUAAUAUUUACACGUACGUACAAAUAAAACAAAAAUGCUAAAAAUAAAAAUAUAAUAAUAAGUAAAAUAAUUAAUUAAAUAAAAGUAAUAAAAAAAAUGGUGAAGGAUAGAGAUAUGUAGAUAGUGAUUUAUGUGAAAGAGCUGCUGCAAAUUAAAAAAAAAAUUAUAAAUAAAUAAAUUACGGCGACUAAUAAUGUACCGCGGUGCGCCUGCUGAUACGUUAAUGGUUGAUUAUAAUUAUUAUAUUAUGAAAAAAAAAAUUAAUGAGAUAAAUUCAUAUUAUUAUUAUUAUUAUAUUGAAUAACGAAUAAAGAAUAUUUAGAAAUCAUUUAAUUGUAGAAAAAUAAAAUACACAAACUCCCACUCGCAGAAACACGAAAAAAUAAAUAAUUAAUAAUUAAUAAUAAAUAAAACACAUGAAUCUACGUAAGUGCCGUAAAAUUAAAUAAUUAAUUAUAACAAAAAUAAUAACAAUAAUUAUUAGUAAUGAUAAUUAAAUAAUUAUUAAUUUUUUUGAUUAUGUAGAAAAAUCUAACAAAUCUUAGGCUAAUAAUAAAUAGUUAUAUACACAUGAAAAAUGAUAAAAAUACACACACGUUGCAAUUAGGAGUUAUUAUCGCAAUUUGGAGUUAAAUUUUAUAAUAAUAUAUUAUUAAUAAAAGUUGACGGAUAAUAUAAUGUUAUAUUUAAUUAAUUACAUACAUAAAUAAGUAGGGCGACUGUGGUCGUUGACUGAGAAUCAUUGUUAAAAAAAAAAAAAAAGCAAAAACAAAAAAAAAACAUUUAAAACGUAUUCUGAUAAUACUAAAACUUGUAAUAAUAAUAUUGUUAUGUUAAAUAUGUACUUAAAAUUGUUUGUUUUCUUUUUUUUUUUUUCAUUUAUUUCAGUUUGAGGAUUAUCAUUUCUCCAGCACUGACUAUUGAUUUUAAAUUUAAAGUAAAGUUUUUAAAACAGAAACAAAAAAAAUCAAUUUUAAAAGAAAUUUUCAUUUUCAUAAUUUAUUGUUUUGUUUUGUUAAUAACUAUCAUUAUUAUUAUUAAUAUUAUUAUUAUGUUUAUUUUAAAAUUCAAUAAAUUUUACAAUGUCAAUAAAUAUAAAUAUAUACUAAUAAAUUAAUUAUAUAUAAUCAAAUUCAUUUUUGUUUUAUACACUUAUUGUGUUAGUUAUUAAACAAUUUUUUUUUUCUAUUCAAUUAUUUGUAUUGCAGUACUAAAUAAAAUUAUUGAUGAAAUAAAAACAAAAAAUAAGAAAUUAAACUAAAUAAUUAAUAAAACCAUAGGUAUUAUGAUAUCGAACUAUGUUACUCUGGUGAGCGUCCACGUCGCCCUGGCAGAAUCGAAAUUCAUUUAUAAUUAAUGAUAUUCAUACAGGAGUAAUAAUUAAAAAAUAAAAAAAUCUAAAUAGA
This is a messenger RNA of Microplitis demolitor, 5906 nucleotides long. It is a transcript of the gene Hr3, whose product is annotated as probable nuclear hormone receptor HR3. Gene Ontology annotation, biological process: regulation of transcription by RNA polymerase II. Gene Ontology annotation, molecular function: zinc ion binding; nuclear receptor activity; RNA polymerase II cis-regulatory region sequence-specific DNA binding. Bases 1345 to 3210 code for a protein of 621 amino acids. The transcript has 10 exons. Gene Ontology annotation, cellular component: nucleus. Lineage: Eukaryota; Metazoa; Arthropoda; Insecta; Hymenoptera; Braconidae. The record is from RefSeq and is a predicted model, not a curated record.